AUGGACAUCCCCAACCGUCCUUGCUCGCCUCUCCUCGACCUGCCCGCCGAGCUCGUCCAGCAGAUUCUCUCGUCCUUAUCGUCGUCGGAUCUGUGCCGCAUCUCUCGGACCUGCCGUUUGCUAUGCAACCACGCGAGCGAUGAGCGGCUGUGGAAGCCAAUCAUCCUCUCCAACACCCACUCCGUCAAAUUUGAUGCCAACCCGUCCCGCUCAUGGCGAAAGCUUUUUGCAACCCACCAUCCCUACUGGUUCCUGCCGCGCCGAAAGUUGUGGUUUGCCGACACGGCGCACACCGGAAAGCUCGUCCUUGCCCGCUACAACCCCCUCGAAGACUGCAUAGAAGCCCACUCCAUCGUUGCUGAACGCCUGCCCAACACCUUCGAGCUAUGGGAGCACAACCCCGAGGUCAUCAUCCACACCUUCUCGCCCAAAGUCCAGCUCGACCGCACCACGACCGUCGUCAAGCUGAACCGCGCCGCGUACAGCCAGCCCGCCGACGAAGGCAACUUACUACAGCGCGAGCUCGCCAUGGAGGUCCAUAACGACGCCGCCGGCCACGGUCUCUUCUCGCUAUUCAUGCUGGCGCGGCCCGUCCCCUACGACAUUGUCUCGCGCGGCAGCAAGGUCUGGCCGCCCCUCACCAUCCCCGCCGCGCAGCGCACGCGGAACGAAAGCGUCACCCGCUUCCGCGGCACGGGGCACAAGCCGGCGCGGCUGGCCGAGCUCAGCGACACGACCUGGCGGCUGCGCAAGUGGAUGGUCUUCUCGCACCCGCACCCGCUCCAGCACAACGGCGGCGGCGGCGGCGGCGGCUUCACCACCGCCCGCGUAGGCGAGGACGUGACGACCUUCGCCUCGCUCGACCCCGAGCUGUACACGCCCACCCCGACGAAGCCCUGGCGCGGCAUCUGGUGCGGCGACUACGCCGGCCACGGCUGCGAGUUCCUGCUCGUCCUUCAGCCCGACGAUCCCGCCCCGCUUCCCGAAGGCGCCGUCCGCGCGCUGGCCCGCCGUGACAGCAGCGCCAGCACCACCUCAUCCUCGUCGUCUUCGGUGGGCAGCUGGGCCACCGUCCAGAGCCACCUGCAGACCAGCGACGGGGAUGACGAGGAUGAUGAGUAUCUUGAUUUAGGGUCUGCGGCGGCGGAGAGCUUGGAGGCGAGCACUGCUACUGUUAUGGAUGGCUGCGAUCAGUGCCAGCCACGGUCUCGGGAGGAGGAGCGGCGGCGGAUCAGGGAGAAGAAGAGGCGGGAAAGUGAGUUAUUUUCGGGCAGAAUAGAGGCGGUGAAGUUGACGGGCGAUCCGAACAUCCCGCGGGGCGAGUACACGUUCAUCGCGCCAGACAUCGGGCCGGAGGGCUUCGUGAGGACGGCGGAGGAAGAGAUUUUCAGGGGGGCGAGGGUCGUGAAGAGUGUGGGGCAUAUUGCCGCCAGAGGCUAUCGGGACGAUGAGUUUAUUUCUUCGCAGCUGAUCAUGAUCUCGCAUGAUCGCCUGGCGCAGUAUUGGGUUCCGUUCGGACACAUCUCGUUCUAUCAGCGCGUUGAUUUGGAUGCAUUGCUGAACUCUUGA
Diplodia corticola is the source of this 1569-nucleotide messenger RNA. RefSeq names its product f-box domain-containing protein. NCBI's taxonomy places the organism in Eukaryota, Fungi, Ascomycota, Dothideomycetes, Botryosphaeriales, Botryosphaeriaceae. Gene Ontology annotation, molecular function: protein binding. The record is from RefSeq and is a predicted model, not a curated record. The transcript has 2 exons. The coding region runs from base 1 to 1569 and encodes 522 amino acids.